Ixodes scapularis (black-legged tick) is the source of this 3765-nucleotide messenger RNA. Its product is annotated as WD repeat-containing protein 3. The transcript has 2 exons. Bases 432 to 3242 code for a protein of 936 amino acids. Gene Ontology annotation, molecular function: snoRNA binding; protein binding. Lineage: Eukaryota; Metazoa; Arthropoda; Arachnida; Ixodida; Ixodidae. The record is from RefSeq and is a predicted model, not a curated record. Gene Ontology annotation, cellular component: Pwp2p-containing subcomplex of 90S preribosome; small-subunit processome. Gene Ontology annotation, biological process: maturation of SSU-rRNA.
AAUUACGAGUUGUGACGCCGCGACGACAGCGACACCUGCCCUCGCUGGCCUCGUAUUUGUCGUAUUUAGCCUCGUUUGCGUUCUUUGCAACGCUUGUGCACCCAACCGCCAGGAUCGCAACAACGCGUAGCAGUACUUAGCAAUUUUGUGAAGCAUUCUUAUGUGCACUUUAAUCUGAAUUGUAUUUAUUGAUAAUAUGUGAAUAAAGGGGUUAGCGUUUACAAUCAUGACUUAUCAUGAAUAUCAUGAAGUGCUGCCGUGCUGCCAUCUGUCAGGUUCUAGCGUGGAGCAUGCUGGAGCACAUGGACCUGUCGGUAAACUUGGCUCUUUCGAAGUGCUGCUGCUGGUCCUUCUUCUCAACUUCCCGCCCCAGAAUGUUAGGCUAGGAGCAAGUAACAUUCCUCAUCACCCGUGACUUUCUCCAACCGAGAAUGGGACUGACGCACCAGUACCUGCGGUACCGCAGCGGACCGGUCUUCGGAGUCCUGGCGAGCGCCGACGCUCAGAUCACCUACCUCAACUACCAGAACGUAGCUUCAAGAUACUACGCCGUCACUGCGUGCGAAAACGUGCUGCUCUGGGACACGAGAACGAAGCAGUCCGUCAACACGUUCCGCGGCGAAAAGCACUCGGCGACGUGCCUGACGAGCAGCCCAGAUCACCGCCAGCUCGCCGUUGGCUAUGCUGACGGCGCGGUCAGAGUCUUCGACAUCAACCAGGCCGAAGCCAUCAUCACCUUCCAGGGCCACAAGGCCGCCGUGACGAGCCUCGAUUUUGACAAGGGCCGCCUGGCGUCUGGAGGCAAGGACUCUGUCAUCAUCCUGUGGGAUGUGGUCAGCGAAGCCGGUGUGUUCAGGCUGAAGGGCCACAAGGGAGUGGUGACCAGGUGCCGCUUCAUGAGGGACAGGGACAUUCUGGUGUCCAGUUCCAAGGACACGUUCGUCAAGUUUUGGGACCUGGCGACACAGCACUGCUUCAAGACGCUCGUGGGGCACCGCAGCGAGGUCUGGGACUUUGUGCUCGUCAAGGGGGACUCGUGGUUAGUGACCGGCAGCGCGGACAGCGAGCUCAGAGUCUGGCAGAUCGCGGACAAGGAUGCCGCGGGAGCCGCAGUGGACGCGGAGGCUAAGAAGAGCAAGGUCGGGCCGGAAGAGACUGACGGAAAGGACAGUGACGACGAAGACGAGGAUGAAAGCUGUCCCCUGACUUGCACUAAGUUUGGAAGCAUCAUGAGGGAGGGUAGGGGAAGGAUCUGCUCACUGGUGGCGGACCCGACCGAGAAGGCCAUACUCUGCCACGGGACGGACUCCCUCGUCGAGGUCUUCAAGUUGAACACCGAAGACGAGGUGAAGAAGAAGCUGCAGAAGCGGGAGCGCAAGGAGCGGAAGAAACGUCUCCAGACGGUAACUGAGGACGAGCCCCAAGAGGAGGUACGGGCCGUGGCAACUAUUGGAGAUACCAUCGAACGGUUGCAGUCGUUCAAGUGCAGCGGUAAGCCCUGCGCCAUCGACAUUCGCUCUGCGAACAACGGGCUGGCAAAGGUAGCUGUCGCCUUGAAGAACAACCAGGUCGAGUUCCACGUCCUCAAUGUGACGGACAAAACGAGCGUGCCAGCGCUUGCGGAUUGUGUUCAGCAUGCGGGACACAGGACCGACAUUAGGACGUUGUGUUUUAGCUCGGACAACACGGCUAUCCUCACGGCAAGCGGAGAAUCCGUCAAAGUGUGGAGCCGCACCAGUCAGCAGUGUCUCCGGAGCAUGGAGUGUGAGUACGCAUUGUGUUCCAGUUUCCUGCCGGGCGACCGCCACUGCGUCGUCGGCACCAAGACGGGAAAGCUGCAGCUCUUUGACAUUGGGGCCAAAGCCCUUUUGAGCGACAUCGAGGCUCACGAAGGACCCACCUGGUCCCUUGACACUUACCCAGACAAGAAAGGACUCGUCUCAGGAAGUGGCGACAAGACCGUCAAGUUCUGGGACCUUGACCUUGUUGAGAAAGAAGGCGCAAAGGCCUUGACGCUCGUCCACACGAGGACCUUGCAGAUGGCCGAGGACGUGCUCUGCGUCAGGCUCACGCCCAAUGGCAAGCUUCUCGCGGUGUCACUCAUGGACAGCACCGUGAAGGUGUUCUUCGUGGACACGCUCAAGUUCUUCCUGUCCAUGUACGGCCACAAGUUCCCUGUCCUGUGCAUGGACGUCUCGUACGACAGCACGCUGCUGGCAACGGGGUCGGCGGACCGCAGCGUGAAGAUCUGGGGACUCGACUUCGGAGACUGUCACCGGUCGAUCCUGGCCCAUGAGGACAGCAUCAUGUGCCUGCAGUUCCUGCCCAAAACACACAUGUUCUUCACGGGAAGUAAGGACGCCCGCAUCAAGCAGUGGGAUGCGGACAACUUCCAGAAGGUAGUCACUCUUGAGGGGCACCAGGGGGAGGUCUGGGCCUUGGGAAUCAGCCCCAACGGCAAGUUCUUGGCGACAGCGUCACACGACCGGUCCCUGAGGCUGUGGCUAAAGACGGAUGAACCUCUUGUGCUCGAGGAAGAACGAGAGAACGAGCGAGAAGCUGAAUUUGAGGCGAGCUCCAACUUGGAAGAGACGGUCAUACCGAGGGAAGGCGGCAAAGACGAGGUCGGUUUGGCAGCAAAGAAGACAGUGGAGACGGUAAAAAUUGCAGAGAGGCUUCUGGAAGCCAUUGAUGUCUACAAGGAGGAGAAGGCCAAGUUGGAAGAAUAUACAGCACUGUUGAAAACAAAUUCAAAAGAUCCACCUCAAAGGCCUGCCCCACACCCGCUGAUGACAGUCUACCAGACCACGUGUCCCGAGCGGUACAUGCUUGAGACCUUGCGAAGGAUCAGGUACAGCGAGCUGGAAGAAACUCUGCUGGUGCUGCCCUUUGGCUAUGUCAUUGAACUGCUGAAGGCCCUCUCGGAGCUGCUGAGCCGCAACUGGGAGGUGGAGCUGUGCUGCCGCUGCCUCUUCUUCCUGCUGAGGGUGCACAGCGGCCAGAUCGGGGCCACCUCAGCCCUAGUUCCGGUGGUGGACCGUCUGCGUCUGGCCACACUGGAUCGGCUCGGCUCGGCCAGAGACGCGGUGGGCUUCAACCUGGCCGGUCUGCGUUUCCUCCAGAGGGAGCUGGACUCGAGGGAGGAGGUGGCCCUCUUUACGGACGCCACACGGGCCUUCAAGGAGCGGAGGAAGAAGAAGGCCAGGAAGGAGAAGGCCAUGCUCUCGCUGAUAGCGUCCUGAGCAUUUGCGAGAAGUCCAGGGCUGGUUUGUCGCCGAGUGCAGGUAUCUCCCCCAGCAGUUACAAUAGGCGCAAAUGGGAUGUUCAGGCCACGCAUCAGGUUCCAUAGGAGGGAAGUACAUGGCGUUCCAGCCAUAUCCGCUCGGCAGACGUAAACCUUGUCUGUCGUUUCCUUCACUUAACAUGGCUUGCCUCAGGUACGGAAUGUUGCUCCUGACGUACACGAAUGCAAUCAAUUUCACUUACAUUUCAAGCCUGUUCACUCCAUUGCUGUGCUCUAAUUUGAACCUGAAUAAUCAAGUGAGGACAGACCUAAGGCAGCCAUUUGCCUGGAAUGCUAGGUACCUUCAGUUUCUUGUCCCCACGGAGCCGGUCACGUGAGCUCGAAAUUCCUCAUGCGGCUAUUUUACCUGCCGGGAGAGAUAGCCGACAUCGUCGGUAGACAGACCGGUCAACCAUCAUCUCUUUCGUGCAUCGAAGGUCGUCUCAAGGUCGACUCUGAUAAAGCUUCGGUUGUUUUCUCGU